UGGGCGGUGCCGAGAGCGCGCAGACAGAGGAAGCUUCUGGAAGCGCGUGUGAGCUUCUCUUCCUUUUAUCCCGCGAAGCUGUGCUCCGGUCCCCAGCAGAAUGUCCGCAGUAAAAGCCCUUAACCCGAAAGCAGAGGUGGCCAGGGCUCAUGCGGCCCUGGCGGUGAACAUCAGCGCCGCGCGAGGGCUCCAGGAUGUGCUGAAGAGUAACCUGGGGCCGAAAGGCACGAUGAAGAUGCUUGUGUCUGGCGCAGGAGACAUCAAGCUCACCAAAGAUGGGAACGUUCUUCUGCAUGAGAUGCAAAUCCAGCAUCCCACUGCCUCGCUGAUCGCCAAGGUGGCCACGGCCCAGGAUGACAUCACCGGAGACGGCACGACGUCCAAUGUGCUGAUCAUCGGAGAGCUCCUCAAGCAGGCCGACCUCUACGUCUCCGAGGGUCUCCACCCGCGGGUGAUCGCUGAGGGCUUCGAGGCUGCCAAGGAGAAGGCUCUCGAGGUGCUGGAGGAGGUGAAGGUGGUGAAGGAGAUGGACAGAGAGACUCUCAUCAGCGUCGCCCGCACCUCCCUCAGAACCAAGGUCCACAGGGAGCUGGCCGAUUUACUAACAGAGGCUGUGGUGGAUGCUGUUCUGGCCAUCAGGAAACCCAACGAGCCCAUCGACCUCUACAUGGUGGAGAUCAUGGAGAUGAAGCACAAAACUGACAGCGAUACACAACUGAUCAGAGGCUUGGUGCUGGAUCAUGGAGCCAGGCAUCCUGACAUGAGGAAGAGGGUGGAGGACGCUUUCGUUCUCACUUGCAACGUUUCCUUGGAAUACGAGAAAACAGAGGUGAACUCUGGGUUCUUCUACAAGAGCGCAGGCGAGAGAGACAAGCUGGUGAAGGCCGAGAGGAAGUUCAUCGAAGAUCGCGUGAUGAAAAUCAUCGAGCUGAAGAAUAAAGUGUGCGCGGAUACUAAGAAGGGCUUUGUGGUCAUCAACCAGAAGGGUAUCGAUCCGUUCUCUCUGGACGCGCUGGCUAAAGAGGGCAUCGUGGCCCUGCGCCGAGCGAAGAGACGAAACAUGGAGAGGCUGACUCUGGCGUGCGGUGGAGUGGCUAUGAACUCGUUGGACGAUCUCACGGCUGAGUGUUUGGGAUACGCGGGGCUCGUCUACGAACACACACUGGGAGAGGAGAAAUUCACGUUCAUUGAGAAUUGUGGGAACCCUCGUUCCGUGACCCUGCUGGUGAAAGGACCUAACAAGCACACCCUGACUCAGAUCAAAGACGCCGUGAGAGAUGGCCUCCGAGCCGUCAAAAACGCCAUUGAAGAUGGUUCAGUUGUGCCGGGGGGCGGUGCGUUCGAGAUGGCUUUGGCGGAUGCGCUGGUUAAACACAAGCCCAAAGUGAAGGGCCGAGCCCAGCUGGGUGUGCAGGCGUUUGCUGACGCCCUCCUCAUCAUCCCUAAGGUUCUGGCUCAGAAUUCAGGCUUCGACCCUCAAGAGACUCUGGUGAAGCUGCAGAGUGAAUAUAAAGAGACCGGAGAGCUGGUGGGAGUGGAUCUGAACACAGGUGAACCUAUGAUCGCAGGAGAGGUCGGUGUGUGGGAUAACUACAGCGUGAAAAAGCAGCUGCUUCACUCCUGCACGGUCAUCGCCAGUAACAUCCUCCUGGUGGAUGAGAUCAUGAGAGCCGGCAUGUCUUCUCUCAAAGGCUAAAUCUGCUCCACCCUCAAGUUCUGUCUGGACUCAAGACUACAAUCCCAUACUGUUGUCAUUGUAUUUAUGAGCUAGGAAACGUUUCUCCCCUGCAGUCAGUAGGUUUAUGUUAGAGGUUGUGUUACAGAAGCACUGAAUUGCAAUACACACUUUUCUUUAUACCCAUUAAUCGGUCUGCUUUCUUUGUGUGUGGAUGUUUUCGCAUGUUCGAGUCAAAUCAAGAAUGUUCCCGUUUGAGUGCAUAAUUCACCUUCUCAAUUCAUGCACUAUUUAUGUCAAUAAAAAUCUGGUCUGAAUACA
This is a messenger RNA of Cyprinus carpio (common carp), 1996 nucleotides long. RefSeq names its product chaperonin containing TCP1, subunit 6A (zeta 1) (gene cct6a). Gene Ontology annotation, cellular component: chaperonin-containing T-complex. Gene Ontology annotation, biological process: protein folding. Gene Ontology annotation, molecular function: ATP-dependent protein folding chaperone; ATP hydrolysis activity; ATP binding. The record is from RefSeq and is a predicted model, not a curated record. Lineage: Eukaryota; Metazoa; Chordata; Actinopteri; Cypriniformes; Cyprinidae.